AUUGAAUAAAUUAAUUUAACACACAAAUUACAACCAUGGCUAAGAUUAAAAAGAGAGGUGCUUCAGGUAAUGCUAAGAACUUCAUUACCAGAACUCAAGCAGUUAAGAAGUUGCAAGUUUCUUUAGCCGAUUUCCGUAGACUUUGUAUCUUUAAAGGUAUUUAUCCAAGAGAACCAAGAAAUAAGAAGAAAGCUAAUAAAGGAUCUACUGCGCCAGUAACAUUUUAUUAUUCAAAAGAUAUUCAAUAUUUAUUGCAUGAACCGGUCUUAGCUAAAUUCAGAGAACAUAAGACAUUUGCAAAGAAAUUACAAAGAGCUUUAGGUAGAGGAGAAGUUAGUGAUGCACAAAAAUUAGAACAAAAUCGUCCAAAAUAUACUUUAGAACAUAUAAUUAAGGAAAGAUAUCCUACCUUCUUAGAUGCUUUAAGAGAUCUUGAUGAUCCUUUAAAUAUGUUAUUUUUAUUUGCUAAUAUGCCAGCCACUGAUAAAGUUAGUCAUAAAGUUACUAAAGAAGCUGAAAAAUUAUGUAAUCAAUGGCUUGCUUAUGUAGCUAAAGAAAGAGUUCUUAAGAAAGUAUUUGUAUCUAUUAAAGGUGUUUAUUAUCAAGCCAAUGUUAAAGGUCAAGAAGUAAGGUGGUUAGUACCAUUUAAAUUCCCAACUAAUAUUCCAACUGAUGUAGAUUUCAGAAUUAUGUUAACCUUUUUAGAAUUUUAUUCUACUUUAUUGCAUUUUGUUUUAUUCAGAUUAUAUAAUGAUGCUAAUUUAAUUUAUCCACCAACAAUUGAUAUUGAAAAAUUGAAAGGUAUUGGAGGUAUUUCAUCUUAUGUUUUACAAUCUAAAGAACAAGGUGUUAAUGCAUUAUUACCAAGUGAAAAGAAGGAAGAAGAAUUAGAUAAUUCUGUUGAAGGAAAAGAAUUAACUACUGAAGAAAUUAGUAGAGCUAUUGAAGCUGAUGAAGAUCAAGGUGAAGAAGAACAAGAAGAUCAAGAUGAUGAAAAUGUAGAAGAAGCUGAUUUAGAUCAAUUUGAAAGUAAAAAUAAGACAACUGGUGAUUUAUUAGCUCAACCUUCUAAAUUUGCUUCACCAACUUCUACAUUAUUUUCUAAAUUUAUAUUCUUUGUUGGUCGUGAAGUUCCAUUAGAUAUUUUAGAAUUAUGUAUUGUUUCUAGUGGAGGAUCAAUUAUUUCCGAAAUUGCAUUGGAUGAUUUAAAGAUUAAUAAUCCAGAAGCUUUUAAAAAAUUGGAUUUAUCGAACAUUACCCAUCAAAUUAUAGAUAGACCAAAAUUAAAUCAAAAAGUUCCAGGUAGAACUUAUAUUCAACCACAAUGGGUAUUUGACUGCAUAAAUAAAAGUGAAUUAUUACCUGUUAAUGAUUACGCACCGGGUGAAACUUUGCCUCCACAUUUAUCUCCAUGGGGAGAUGCUGGUGGAUAUGAUCCAGAAGCUCAUAAAUCUAAUGGAGAAUCUGAAACUGGAGAAGUAGUGGAAGAAGAAGGUGAAGAGGAAGAAGAUGAUGAUGAUGAAGAAGGUGAAGAAGAUGAUGAUGAAGAAGAAGAGGAUGAAGAAAUUGAUGAAGAAGAAAGAGAAGAACUUGAAGCACAAAAGGAAUUAGAAAGAGAAGUUGCUGGUAUCAAAUAUUCCGACACUACUAGUGAAGAAACUGCUUCAGCCAAGAAAUCUAAAGGUAAGAAGAGAAGUGCUGAAGAUGAAGAAAAGGAAUUGAAGAAGAUUAUGAUGACCAACAAGCAACGUAAAUUAUAUAAGAAGAUGCAAUAUGGUAUUGAAAAGAAGGAAGCUAGACAAGAUGAAUUAGCUAAGAAGAGAAGAAAGAUUGAAAAGACUAAAGCUGAAUUAACCAAAUUAAACAAGAACAAGAAAUAGAAAUACAAAUAGGAAUAGGAAUACAAAUAGUUUAAAUCUUACCUAUGUAAAUUAGUACCAGUUGACAAUGUAUAUAUAGUUAAUACACUUUAAGUAAUACCU
Scheffersomyces amazonensis is the source of this 1982-nucleotide messenger RNA. It is a transcript of the gene PES1, whose product is annotated as mRNA-binding ribosome synthesis protein. Gene Ontology annotation, biological process: ribosome biogenesis; maturation of LSU-rRNA from tricistronic rRNA transcript (SSU-rRNA, 5.8S rRNA, LSU-rRNA). Gene Ontology annotation, molecular function: RNA binding. Bases 36 to 1880 code for a protein of 614 amino acids. The record is from RefSeq and is a predicted model, not a curated record. Gene Ontology annotation, cellular component: PeBoW complex; nucleolus. The transcript has a single exon. Lineage: Eukaryota; Fungi; Ascomycota; Pichiomycetes; Serinales; Debaryomycetaceae.